This is a messenger RNA of Calypte anna (Anna's hummingbird), 2030 nucleotides long. It is a transcript of the gene HMCES, whose product is annotated as 5-hydroxymethylcytosine binding, ES cell specific. The record is from RefSeq and is a predicted model, not a curated record. Gene Ontology annotation, molecular function: single-stranded DNA binding. NCBI's taxonomy places the organism in Eukaryota, Metazoa, Chordata, Aves, Apodiformes, Trochilidae. Gene Ontology annotation, biological process: DNA damage response. Bases 99 to 1103 code for a protein of 334 amino acids. The transcript is spliced from 6 exons.
CCUCCCCGGGGCGGAGCGAAAGGCUCCCGGUACCUACCCCAGGGUCCGGGGCGCACCGGAGCAAUCGGCGGCCCUUUCGCGAUCGAGAGGCGGGAGAGAUGUGCGGCCGCACCGCCUGCUCCCUGGCUGCCGAUAACCUCCGCCGGGCCUGCGCCUAUCGCGACAGGGGCGGCCGUCGGCGGCAGCCCGAAUGGAUCCGGGCGGAGCGGUACCGGCCUUCCUACAACAAGGGCCCGCAAUCCAGCGGCCCGGUGCUGCUCUCCCGUCGGCACCUCCAGCAGGAUGCUGACUCCUCCGAGCGGGUCCUCAUGGACAUGCGCUGGGGCCUGGUUCCCUCCUGGUUCAAAAAGGAUGACCCCUCCAAAAUGCCAUUUAAUACCUCCAACUGCCGCAGUGAUUCCAUGCUGAAGAAGUCCUCCUACAAGGGUGCUCUCCUCAAGGGCAAGCGCUGUGUGGUCCUGGCAGAUGGCUUCUACGAGUGGCAGCAGCAGAGUGGGGGGAAGCAACCAUAUUUCAUUUACUUCCCACAGACCAAGGACACUGUGGCUGAAGAGGAGGGUGAUGAGGAAUGGAGAGGAUGGAGGCUGCUUACCAUGGCUGGGAUUUUUGACUGCUGGGAGCCGCCGGCAGGAGGAGAAACACUGUACACUUACACCAUCAUCACCGUGGAUGCCUCCAAGGACGUGAGCUUCAUCCAUCACAGAAUGCCAGCCAUCCUGGAUGGGGACGAGGCCAUCAGGAAAUGGUUGGACUUUGCUGAAGUGCCAACACAAGAAGCAGUUCAACUCAUCCAGCCCAUGGAGAACAUCGCUUUCCACCCUGUUUCCACCUUUGUCAACAGCAUCCGCAACAACACACCUGAGUGUCUUGCACCCAUCAAACUAGGGGCCAAGAAGGAGGUCAAAGCUACCCCAAGCAGCCAAGUGAUGCUGGGCUGGUUAAAGAACUCCCAGGAGGGCUCUCCCCAGAAGAAAGAAAAUGAUGUGCCCAGGUGGACGAGUCAGUUUAUCCACAGCCCUUCUCCCAAGAAAACCAGUGCAGGUAUCCUGCAGCAGUGGCUGGGGAAGCAGGGAGAGCCAGCUGCGAAGAAGCACAAGGCUUAAGCACCAUCUGGGAUGGCUGGCCAUCCUUUUCCCUCUUGAGUUUCCCAAGCAGAAUGAGGAACCUUUUUUGAAGUCUUUGCAGAGUGAUCUUGAGAUUCUCUGAGCUUCUGAGGUGUUGAUUUGAUGCUCUAAGUUGUUGGUUUUGUUCUUCCUUUUUUGUUAAAGGUUGGUGUUUGUCUUUAAAGGUUUUGGCUUUGCCUUGUGCUGACAGCAGUGGAUAUAACCUGCUGGCCUCCCUCCCUGGCAGUUGCUUGUGCCAAGCACAGAUAAAACCUUGAGAAGCAUCUCAGCCUGCUGGGGAGAAGCAGCUUCUGCCUUCUGACAGUGUUCACAAUUCACGUCUCCUCUUUUUCUUGGUGUAAAACUGAUACCUCUUUUCCAUUUACUCCAUUCUUUAAUAAUUCCUUAUGAAUACUCUUGCCCUCAAAAGCUGGCUGCAAUACCGAGGGACAUGCAGAAAAUACUAGCUGGAAGCUCGAGGCUGGGAAGAUCUGCCAGAGUCACCCUGCUCUGCACCAGCAUUGCCACAUACAUUCAUGGCUCCUGAACAGGGAGAUACUUAAGUAGAGCCUGGGAGGAGGAGGACCUGGGCUUUGCUUGGGUUUCCCUGUGGGCAGCAGGGUGGGACAGCUGCUCCUGGUCACGUUGUUUGUACAAUCAUUUUGUUAAUGAGAUUUGAAGACUUAGAGAGGAUUUUCUUGAUCUGUGGAGGGAUGUGCUCUGCCUUGUUCACAAAGAUCAUUCGUUAAAGCCCAGAUAACCCAAGAGCCAUUACAGACCAGCAUAGGGCAUUUGUUUUUGAGGUCAGGGAUUUUGUAAACUGAGCCAGAUGUUAGAAACCAAAAGCCUUACACAGUGGGACCCUUGUUGGAAAGCAGUACUUCAUUUGUAUUGGAAAUAAUAAAAUGGGAUUAACGGCACAGUGCC